Molecule: messenger RNA, 3522 nt
Organism: Kwoniella shivajii
Lineage: Eukaryota; Fungi; Basidiomycota; Tremellomycetes; Tremellales; Cryptococcaceae
Exons: 27
Coding region: 1-3522 (1173 amino acids)
Biological process (GO): double-strand break repair via homologous recombination
Cellular component (GO): nucleus; Smc5-Smc6 complex
Molecular function (GO): ATP binding; ATP hydrolysis activity; single-stranded DNA binding
Source: RefSeq, a predicted model, not a curated record
AUGCCUUUCGCUUCUUCCUCCAGGAAAAGGCCACAAGCGAUCGACUCAUCCGAAGACGAAGAAGAUCCACGCCCGAAUUUAUCUGUCUCUCCGAACAAAAAAAGGAAACAAGUCAUACAAGACUUUCAAGGGAAAGGGGGAGAUUCAGAUUUGGAUGACCUGAAUUCAGACGCAGAUGGAGUGCUGGUCGGUGAUGAAGCUGAUGACAUCGCGGUUGAUGGGGAUGGGAACGAAGUCGAAGGUGAAGUAGUAAGAGGUCAAGUAUCUUUCAGACCUGAAUAUGAGCGGGGCGAUGAUGGAUAUGUCACUGGAUCCGUAACAGGGAUGAAAAUGACUAAUUUCAUGACUUAUGAUCAUGUCGAAUUCCGACCUGGACCUCAUCUUAACAUGAUUUUAGGUCCAAACGGUACUGGUAAAAGUAGUAUAGCAGCUGCUAUAGCUAUUGGACUAGGCUUCCCACCUAAAGUCAUGGGUCGAGCAAACGAACUGAAAGCAUAUGUAAAACAAGGUGCAGAUGAAGCUCAAGUCGAGAUUGAACUUAAAGGAAAAAGAGGGAAAAGAAAUACCAAAAUCUGGAGAAAGUUCAAUAGAGAGGAUGAAAAGUCAGAGUGGAAGUUGAAUGGCUCAACUUGCACACGAAAAGAAGUGCUGGAAUGUGUUCAAAGGUUUGGUAUACAAGCCAAUAACUUAUGCUCUUUCUUGCCACAAGACAAAGUAGCGGAAUUCGCCAAGAUGGCACCUGAGGUAGUGCUGAAAGAAACAAUGAGAGCUGCAGGAGAUCCUAGGCUGACACAAUGGCAUGAAACGUUGGUUGAAAAAGGUGUGAACUCAAAGGAUCUGUCAAUCACUCUGGAGGGUCACGUCAACCAAAGAGACCGAUUACAAAUCCAAGUGGAUGGCCUUGCGCCCGAUGUCGAACAUGUACAAGAACGGGAGGCAAGGGAAAAAGAGGCCGAAAUAAUGCAACACAUCGUCUCCGUCGUUCAACAUAAUCGCAUAAGAGAAGAAGUCACAGCCGCUCUCAAAGAGAGAGAUCAAUGGAAAGCCAAAGUCACGAAAUUAUCCAACAGAAGACAACCUCUCAAAGAAUUGAAAGAGCAUUGGGAUAAAAAAGCAUACAAAGCUGAAAUACGACUUCAAACCGUCGAAGGAAAAUACAAGGAUGGUAUGAAAGAGCUUAGGAAUAAGAUGAAUUCUGCUAGAGAUGUGGCGGAUCGAAGUGCCCAAGUCAACGAUAAACUUGAUAUGUUAAGAAUGGUGUUUCAGCGUAGAGAAGACGAUAAGCGUUCUACUUUGGAAAAAAUUCAGAAGUGUCAAGAGAUUUUGGAGGAACCUCGAGAGGAAGUCGACUCGGAAAUGAAAGUCAAAGGAAGGGAGAAGGCGGCCCUACAGACGAAAUACCGGGAAAAGGGACAUCAACUCGAAGAAGUCAAGGAUGAAUACGAGGACAAUAAGAAGAUGUUUAAUGAGUUGAAUCAUGAACUUGACGAACUGACGAGAAGACAAACGAUGCUUGAAAACAUUGAAAUCCAAAAAGAGAAUGCUGCCCGAGAUCUGGAGCCCUCAAUUGGGUUCCUUCUCGACUGGCUGAAAGUUAACGGUCAUACUCUUGAGAGCGAAGUGCACAAACCACCUAUGAUAUCAGUCAGUGUUCCCAAUAGGACCUAUGCGUGGCAAGUAGAGCAAAACACAAGCAGGCAACAUAGAUCUACUUUCAUCUGUACAUCUCAAGCCGAUUUCGAUCGCUUACUUGAGCUAAAUGGUACCCAAUAUCCUCCUCGGAUAAGAUCCGAUGGAAGGAGAGUAGAUGGAGGCAAAGUAUCUCUGUUCUUGGCAUAUCAGGAAGUUUCAGACGCAACAGUCAAUCCUCGUCGUCCUUGUGAUGCUGAGACGCUGAGAGAUCUCGGUAUGGAUGGUUAUGCGAUUGAUUUCGUGGAAGCUGCCCCCGCAGUUAUCGCCUACUUGUGUGCCAAAGCACGAUUACACUUGACCGCUCUUACGCAGAAAACUUCCAUGGAGAUUGACAGUAAACGCCUCACAAGUCUUGGUAUCGCCUCCUGGGCUACGAAAGAUGCCAAUACCAACGCUAUCCAGAGUUCUUACGGAAGAAGGGAGUUCGUUGAAAGGACGAAUCCUCCACAACCAGCCAAAGCCUUCAACCUGGCUGUCGAUCGAGAUGCCGUGAAAAGAAUAGUAGAUGAAAUCGCAAAGAAGAAGAAAACGAAAAUGGAUCGCGAAGCUCCUCAUUCUGCUCUCAAAGACAAGAUGGACGAGAUAGAAAACGAACGAGAGGGAAUCCGACGAGCAGGGGGAGAAGUCGAAAAACGAAUAAAAGACUUACAGGAAAAGCUCAGGAGAUAUCAAAAGGCCGCUACAGACAUCGAGUCCUUCAGAGAAAGACUUCGAAAAAUUGAAGCACAACCUUCUCAAGAAGAGGAGCGUUCAAAGCUAAAGGCCGAGAAACUGAAGUAUGCCAAAGCGAGAUUGCGACCCCUUGAUUCAUGCCUUACCUCCUGCGACGAUAUUAUCAGUCAUUGCUCAGACCUCAUGACAGCCAAUUGUGCUUUUUUGCAAGGAUCUGUUAAUAAGCAAGCUAUCUCCGAAAGACUGAAUCAAGGCAAUGAGGUUCUGAACGAAGCUCACAGGGAAUACACAGCUGCUGCUGGACGUCACACGGAUGCCAAGGCUCGAUCAGCGAACAAAUGGACCCAAAUGACAGCUGCAAUUUCCAGUGCACCUCAGGAAAUCAAAGAAGAAGUGAGGAACAGGGCUCGUGUAGUCGAGGACUUGCCUUCGCUCGAGGAAGCUCAAAACUCUCUUCAAACUUUAAGAGCUCAAUUGGAAUUAGCGGUCAACAUACCUGGUAACGUCGUCGGAAGAUACAAUGACCUCAAGGAUAGACUUGAACUAGCGCAAGGUGUUGUUGACAAAGAGGAAAGUGAAUUGAACGGUCUCAAGAGGGACAUCAAAAAGACUUUAGACAUGUUCGAUCCUGCCCUCGAGACUCUCGUGCAAGCUGUUAGCGCAAAGUUCUCAGCCGCUUUUGCUCGUGUCAAAUGCACGGGUGAAGUAAGGAUAAGAAGAGUAGAAGGUGAUUUUGCAGCAUGGGGAAUUGAGAUCCUAGUGUCCUACAGAGAUGAAGAUAACUUGGCUAUCCUGACUGGCUCACAUCAGUCUGGAGGCGAACGCUCCCUGGCUACCGUCACUUAUCUCAUGUCUCUUUCUGAGAUGUCAAGAACCCCAUUCUCAUUAGUGGAUGAGAUCAAUCAGGGUAUGGAUCAACGAGCUGAGAGAGCAGUUCAUAAUCAAUUGGUCGAAGUGACGUGUGAUGCAGAUGCAGGACAGUACUUCCUGAUCACACCUAAAUUACUGACCGGAUUGACGUACCAUCCUAAAAUGAAGGUGUUGAUAAUCAAUAAUGGAACAUGGUUGCCUGAUUCAAGACAAGCUACUAAGAGAUAUGGGGAUCUCUCAGCGUGUUUGAAGACAUAUUCAAAGAAUCAUUCCAUACCUGCAAAUUAG